AGGUCUUUCCUCCGCCGCGCGACAACGAAUCCCUGCCGCCCUGCCGCGCUGCCUCGCCCCCUUUGCUGCUGUUCCGUCAACUUGGCAGUUGCACAAAACCGCCGCGCCGUUGCACUGGGGGUUCGGCGAGAUAGGAAACAAAAGAAAGAUCCGCCAUUAAGUUGACGCAAGAAAGAAAAAAGAACGGCAAAAGAUAGUAAAAAAAAGUAAGGGAACAAGCCUCAUGUCACAGGAGGGCGGCAGAAGCAAGCCUGCGGUACGGGCUGGCGGCAGUUCAGGCGAAGGUGCGUCGCAUUUGCUCUCGGACUACCGCGCAGGUUCGAGCGAACCCAACUCGGACAUCAUGGAGAAGGAACAGAUGACAGGAUACGAUACGAACGCGUACGUGGAGAAGAACACCAGCGGCGUCUGCACAUUCCUGUUGACGGCCAUCUCCAUCGUCUUCAUCAUCAUCACCUUUCCGGUAUCACUGUUUAUGUGCGUCAAGAUCGUACAGGAGUACGAAAGAGCCGUCAUAUUCAGACUGGGUCGUCUGGUCAAGGGAGGAGCUCGUGGUCCUGGCCUGUUCUUUAUCAUUCCGUGCAUUGACAACUACACCAAAGUCGAUUUGAGGACGGUGUCUUUUGACGUUCCUCCGCAAGAGAUCCUGACCAAGGACUCCGUAACUGUGGCCGUGGACGCGGUCGUCUACUACCGCAUCCAGAACGCCACGGUGGCCGUGACCAACGUCGAGGACUACGGCCGCUCCACGAGGCUCCUGGCGGCCACGACGCUCAGGAACGUGCUGGGCACAAAGAACCUCUCCGAGAUCCUGUCCGAGCGAGAGCCCAUCAGCCAUACCAUGCAGACGAACCUGGACGAAGCCACAGACGCCUGGGGAGUGAAGGUGGAGCGUGUUGAAAUCAAGGACGUUCGCCUGCCGGUUCAGAUGCAAAGGGCCAUGGCGGCCGAGGCCGAGGCGUCCAGAGAAGCUCGCGCCAAGGUGAUUGCGGCGGAAGGCGAGCAGCGCGCGGCCCGUUCGCUCAAGGACGCUGCCGACAUCAUCUCCGAGUCCGGCCCGGCCCUCCAGCUGCGCUACCUGCAGACGCUCACGUCCAUUGCCGCCGAGAAGAACUCGACCAUCGUGUUCCCGCUGCCCAUGGAACUCUUCAAGGGCGUCCUGGAGAAAACUGCGCGGACCACACUGACCACUUUGUACGGCCAAGACCUCUAGGACUGGCACGGCGUAGUACCACAUCGUCGUCGUCGUCGUCGCCGCCUGCGCCGCGCUGAUGGACGCAGCGUACGACGGUCGUGACGCCAUACAACACCUGAUAACAAGGCCGUUCGGCUGGAUAUGUGGCUUCACCUACUGGAGGCCAGCACGGCUCAUUGACUGAACACGACUCUUUAGAUGGACGCCGAGGCAGCACUCGUGAGUCGUGUCCAAUCUGCCGCGCGGAGGCCUCAGGAAGGUGACGCCACAAAUUUAGACCCUCGACCUUGUCAUCUAGGAGGUGUUGCUUCAUCGGACUGGGCGGAACUGAAUAGACUAUCCACGCUUACAGGGUGUCCGUAAAUGAUUGAUACACAUCCCGCGGGGUCGACAUACGGAACAACUACAAAGCAUUCCCACACCGGUAUAAGCGGAGAGUCAAACUGAAGGAUGCUAAAAUUUGCGGGAGAUUUCCAUGUUACCUAUUUUAACAUCCAGACUCCGCAAACUUCAGAAAUGGCCUUUCACAGAGAAAAUAUAUUUUGCUUCUCUCUAUGGGUAGACAAAAAAAAAAAAAUUAAGAAGAAAAGUAAUGCAUUGGUGUUUAGCGGAGAUGGUUUCGCAUUCCCCUACUCCAGAAUCAAUACAGAGGUAAUAGGGCAAUUUUUAAAACCGGGUAUGCACUUUUUAGGAAGAAAAUUUAAAGCCGUCCUCGUAUGAGUGAGGGGGCUGUGUGUACAUGCAGCUGGAUUACAAACAGGACUUGUGUCGGGUCGCAACAGGAGCUCGCCCCGAGCUUAUUUAUGGUACAUAAAACUUGCGUCAUUCAAAUACAAUUAUUUCUUAGCACCCACACCAACUCAUUGUUGAUAGACAAGCAUGUGGGCAGAUGAGGGCAUGCACAUACACAUGUGCAGAGAGCUAAAAACAAAGGCGCGUGGCGAACAUCAGAAAAUGGCGCUUGAAGAGCCAGAAAAGCUGC
Molecule: messenger RNA, 2177 nt
Organism: Ixodes scapularis (black-legged tick)
Lineage: Eukaryota; Metazoa; Arthropoda; Arachnida; Ixodida; Ixodidae
Product: stomatin
Exons: 9
Coding region: 224-1213 (329 amino acids)
Cellular component (GO): plasma membrane
Source: RefSeq, a predicted model, not a curated record